This is a messenger RNA of Thalassophryne amazonica, 742 nucleotides long. RefSeq names its product bouncer (gene bncr). The record is from RefSeq and is a predicted model, not a curated record. The transcript has 2 exons. NCBI's taxonomy places the organism in Eukaryota, Metazoa, Chordata, Actinopteri, Batrachoidiformes, Batrachoididae. Bases 88 to 612 code for a protein of 174 amino acids.
ACACACCUGACGGUAAUUUGUCAUCAGCUCUGCUGCUUUAACAAGAAGCUCCUCAGGGUGGAGAUUCUCUUCAAGCGUUUGGUGCCUAUGUGCAGGAUGAUGGGGAUACAGAAGAAUCAAAGUGUGAGUCUCCAUCUGUUGGGUUGGUUCCUGAUCUCCAUCCUGCUUACUGUGGCUCUGGUCCUCCCGGUUCUGACCCAAGCUGUCCUAGUGUGUAACUUCUGUCCACUUGAUUACAUUGGCAAGCCAUGCGUCAAUAUGACCACAGAGUGUGCGCCCGGCUGGCGCUGUUUCAGCGCCAAAGCCUACUAUGGCACCAUCCACCUUCUUUCCAGGCAGGGCUGCAUGGCCCCUCGACUAUGUGGGUCACAUGAGAUGGUGUCUCACCUGGGAGUCCCCUACAACAUCAGCUAUACCUGCUGCUGCAAGGACAAAUGCAACAAGCGUCCUAAAGCCAACAAGAGGCUGAUUAAGCUGCUGGGAUUUGGAACGAGCGACUCCGACAGUGACUCUGGAAAUCAAACGGACACAAGUAAGGAUCUGUGGGAUUCCUGCACCAACUUCACAACAUCACUGCACCUGUUAAUGCAUCAUUAUAAGACUAACAGGUGAAACUGGGUGAGGCCUGUUAACCAGUCUUGUGUUAAAGCAUUUAGUCACAUGUUUUGAGACCCUUUCCAGAGAGAACCUGGUGUACUUGGCAGUCACCCUCCUGGUAUUAAAAUGAGUAAAAGCACAUCGG